Messenger RNA from Melopsittacus undulatus (budgerigar), 2432 nucleotides. It is a transcript of the gene NCLN, whose product is annotated as nicalin. Bases 69 to 1760 code for a protein of 563 amino acids. NCBI's taxonomy places the organism in Eukaryota, Metazoa, Chordata, Aves, Psittaciformes, Psittaculidae. The record is from RefSeq and is a predicted model, not a curated record. The transcript is spliced from 16 exons. Gene Ontology annotation, cellular component: endoplasmic reticulum membrane. Gene Ontology annotation, biological process: regulation of signal transduction.
GCCGUGCGUGCCGUGCGUGACCGGUGAAGCGGGGCCGCAGCGGCGGGGCCGGGGCCGGGGCCGCGGCGAUGCUGGAGGAGGCGGGUGAGGUGCUGGAGUCGGUGCUGAAGGCCUCGUGCCUGCCGCUGAGCUUCCUGCUCUUCGUGCCCGCAGUGCUGCUGCUGCUGCUGGGCCCGCCGCCCGCCGCCGAGGCCGCGCACGAGUUCACCGUGUACCGCAUGCAGCAGUACGAGCUGGGCGGGCAGGCCUACGGCACCAGGAGCGCGGUGCUCAACGCGGAGGCGCGCACGGUGGAGGCAGACGUGCUGAGCCGCCGCUGCGUCAUCAUGCGCCUGCUGGACUUCUCCUACGAGCAGUACCAGAAAGCUCUGCGCCAGUCCGCGGGUGCUGUGGUCAUCAUCCUGCCUCGAGCCAUCUCCUCUGUCCCACAGGAUGUCGUCAGGCAAUUCAUGGAGAUUGAGCCGGAGAUGCUCGCGAUGGAAACCAUCGUGCCAGUCUAUUUUGCAGUGGAAGAUGAAGAGCUGCUGUCUAUCUAUGAGCAAACCCGGGCUGCUUCUGCCUCGCAGGGCUCUGCCUCGGCUGCAGAAGUCCUGCUGCACACAGCAACUGCCAAUGGCUUCCAGAUGGUGACCAGCGGGGCUCAGAGCAAAGCCAUCAAUGACUUUCUCAUCCCCAGUGUGGAGGGAAGGCUGACGGGGCUGGGUGGAGAAGACCUGCCCACUGUUGUGAUAGUUGCCCACUAUGAUUCUUUCGGAGUGGCUCCAUGGCUGUCACAUGGGGCUGACUCCAAUGGCAGCGGGAUCUCGGUGCUGCUGGAACUCGCCCGGCUCUUCUCCCGGCUCUACACCUACAGGCGUACACACGCGGGGUACAACUUGUUGUUCUUUGCAUCUGGAGGUGGGAAGUUUAAUUAUCAAGGAACCAAGCGGUGGCUGGAAGACAAUUUGGAUCACACUGAUUCCAGCCUGCUGCAGGACAACGUUGCGUUUGUUCUCUGCCUGGAUACUCUGGGCCGAAGCAACAGCCUCCACCUCCAUGUCUCCAAGCCUCCCAAGGAGGGCACUUUGCAGCAUGCGUUUCUGAGGGAGUUGGAGAUGGUUAUUGCCAGCCAGUUUCCAGAGGUGAAGUUCUCCAUGGUGCACAAGAAGAUAAACCUGGCUGAGGACAUGCUGGCGUGGGAGCACGAGCGCUUUGCCAUCCGCCGCUUGCCCGCCUUCACCAUCUCCCACCUGGAGAGCCACCGGGACAGCCAGCGCAACAGCAUCAUGGACAGGAGGUCACGAGUAGACAUUAAGGCACUAACCAGGAAUACCAGGAUCAUCGCUGAGGCUUUGACAAGGGUCAUCUACAACCUAACAGAGAAGGGUGUUCCUGCAGAUCUGCAGAUCUUCACAGACCAGAUGCAGAUCCAGCAGGAGCUGCUGGAAUCAGUGAUGGACUGGCUGAGCAGUCAGCCCAGGGCUGCGCAGCUCAUUGAUAAAGACUGCACCUUCCUCAACACCUUAGAAUAUUACAUGGGUCGCUACCUGAAGGAUGUCAAACAGCAUCAUGUGAAGGCAGACAAAAGGGACCCUGAGUUUGUGUUCUAUGACCAGCUGAACCAGGUGAUGAAUGCAUACAGGGUCAAGCCAGCAAUCUUUGACCUGCUCCUGGCUGUCUGUAUUGCCGCCUACCUCGGUGUUGCCUAUCUGGCAGUGCAGCACUUCGGUCUCCUUUACAGGAUGAUACACAGAUUAUCCCUUAAAACCAGGCAGCAGUGAAGCCCUGAGUCACCACCCAAACAGCAGCACUGAGCCAUCGGCCUGGCUUUAGGAAGGUGUGUUGAGCAAUUAGACUGUGCAAUAACUCCCUGCCUUCAAGGAGCUGCACUGGAACUGAUCUCCGCUGUUACUGGCAGGGUGAGGCAAGAUUGGUCAAGGAGGUUCCUUGCAGUAGGGUUUGUGUCAGGGCAGAUUCCCUCCUGUCUCCAGUGGAAGAUGCAUUGUGCUGGGUCCUUGGUUUCUCUGGUCCUUGAGCAGUUCACGGCUGCCAUCGCUCUGUGCUAACCUCUGACUUGGUUUUGAAGAGGUGUUCUACAGGUCCAGCUGCUGCAGGACCCUGUUCUGUGCUGUUCCAUGUAUUUAAAUGAACUGGUUGUAUUAAUAACAAGAGCAACCCAGCUCCUGCUGAGCUCUGGUCUGUAAUCCCUUCACUUUCCAUUCCUCAGCUUUCACUUCCAGAUGGGGUCUGGAUUUGGGGUGGGGGUUUUCCCAUAUUCAUCUACAUCUCAGGGUCUCAUGUCAUGUUUUUCAGCUCUUAUUAGUUUUGGAAACACUGUUCCUGGCCUGCACGUUCCCAAAGUGCUUGUUGCUGUCCUUUCAUGUGCUGCCCCCAGUGUGUAUGGAGGGAGGCAGGUCCCUUUAGCCAUUAAAAAGCAAAACAAACCUCAAAAA